GCCGCCGCCGCGGGCGUGCUGGCUGGCGGGCGGCGGGCCCGCAGUGGCGCGGCGUCCCGGCUGCGCGACGGGCCGAGCGCUAUGGCCGCCUCUUUGGGCCCGGCCGGCGUCGGCGGCGCCGGCCCGUCGGGCUUCGCCUUCGACUCGGGACUCGAGAUCAAAACUCGCUCGGUGGAGCAGACGCUGCUCCCGCUGGUCUCUCAGAUCACCACGCUUAUCAAUCAUAAAGAUAAUACCAAAAAGUCUGAUAAAACUCUGCAAGCAAUUCAGCGUGUAGGACAAGCCGUCAACUUGGCAGUUGGAAGAUUUGUUAAAGUAGGGGAAGCUAUAGCCAAUGAAAACUGGGACUUGAAAGAAGAAAUAACUAUUGCCUGUAUUGAAGCUAAACAAGCAGGAGAAACAAUUGCAGCACUUACAGAUAUAAGCAGCUUGAAUCACCCAGAAUCUGAUGGCCAGAUCACAAUUUUUACGGAUAAAACAGGCGUUAUAAAGGCUGCAAGAUUACUUCUUUCUUCAGUGACAAAAGUGUUGUUGCUGGCAGACCGAGUAGUCAUUAAGCAGAUAAUAACAUCAAGAAAUAAGGUUCUUGCAACUAUGGAAAGACUGGAGAAAGUGAAUAGCUUUCAAGAGUUUGUCCAAAUAUUCAGUCAAUUUGGAAAUGAAAUGGUGGAGUUUGCACAUCUAACUGGUGAUAGACAAAAUGAUCUGAAAGAUGAGAAGAAAAAGGCAAAAAUGGCAGCAGCAAGGGCAGUUCUUGAAAAGUGUACAAUGAUGCUUCUCACAGCAUCAAAGACCUGUCUCAGGCAUCCCAACUGCGAAUCAGCGCAUAAAAACAAAGAAGGAGUAUUUGACCGAAUGAAAGUGGCAUUAGAUAAGGUGAUUGAAAUCGUGACUGACUGCAAACCAAGUGGAGAGACUGACAUGUCAUCUGUCAGUAUUUUUACUGGAAUUAAAGAAUUCAAGAUGAACAUUGAAGCUCUUCGGGAGAAUCUUUAUUUUCAGUCAAAAGAGAAUCUUUCUGCGACUUUGGAAGUCAUCUUGGAGCGCACAGAGGACUUUACUGAUUCUGCCUACACCAGCCAUGAGCACAGGGAGCGCAUCUUGGAACUGUCCACUCAGGCGAGGCUGGAACUGCGGCAGUUGAUUUCUGUGUGGAUUCAAAGUCAAAGCAAGAAAACAAAAAGUAUUGCUGAAGAGCUAGAACUCUCUGUAUUGAAAAUCAGCCACAGUCUCAAUGAACUUAAGAAAGAACUUCACAGUACAGCAACUCAGCUGGCAGCAGAUCUGUUAAAAUACCAUGCUGAUCAUGUGGUUCUAAAAGCAUUAAAACUUACUGGAGUAGAAGGAAAUUUAGAAGGUUUGGCUGAAUAUGCCUGUAAACUCUCUGAACAGAAAGAGCAGCUUGUUGAGGCCUGUCGAUUGUUGCGUCAUAUAUCUGGGACAGAACCUCUUGAAAUAACCUGUGUACAUGCAGAGGAGACAUUUCAGGUGACUGGCCAACAGAUAAUUUCUGCUGCUGAAACAUUGACAUUGCAUCCGUCUAGUAAAAUUGCUAAAGAAAACCUAGAUGUCUUUUGUGAAGCUUGGGAAUCCCAGAUUAGUGACAUAUCAACACUGCUACGAGAAAUCAAUGAUGUUUUCGAAGGAAGACGAGGAGAGAAGUAUGGCUACCUUUCACUUCCAAGGCCAAUGAAGAAUAAUGCAAACCUGAAAUCAUUAAAGGCAGACAAGCCUGACUCUGAGGAGCAAGCCAAGAUAGCAAAGCUUGGACUUAAGCUGGGUUUGCUUACCUCUGAUGCCAACUGUGAGAUCAAGAAAUGGGAGGAUCAGGAAAAUGAGAUUGUUCGAAAUGGGCGGAACAUGUCCAGUAUGGCCUAUUCUCUAUAUUUAUUUACUAGAGGAGAGGGGCCACUGAAAACUUCCCAGGAUUUAAUUCAUCAACUAGAGGUUUUUGCUGAAGAGGGCUUAAAGCUUGCUUCAAACGUGCAAGUUUUCUCAAAACAGCUGAAAGAUGAUGACAAGCUUAUGCUUCUCCUGGAAAUAAACAAACUAAGUCCUUUAUGCCACCAGCUCCAGACAAUAACUAAGACACCUUUGCAAAAUCAAGUGUUUCUAAAGGUUGAUAAGUGUAUUACGAAGACAAGAUCCAUGAUGGCUAUUUUGGUCCAACUUCUCUCGCUUUGCUAUAAACUGCUGAAGAAGCUUCAGAUGGAAAACAACAGAUGGGUCUCAGUUACCAAUAAAGACUCCAUGGAUGGUAAAACUUGAGAAGCUUUUGGGGGCAGAUCUCUGGAACUGCAUGUGGCAAAGCUGAUAUUUUAAAAAAGCAAAUGAUCCUUUAUAUUUUCAGAAAUUCAACAAUUUUAUAAAGAAAGCAGUAAUGAAAUCUUGCUUUAUUUUCUGAUCUUGAAAGUGAUUGUGAAACUUUUUGACAACUAAUAAAUGCCAUGGUAGUUUCUAGA
Molecule: messenger RNA, 2462 nt
Organism: Felis catus (domestic cat)
Lineage: Eukaryota; Metazoa; Chordata; Mammalia; Carnivora; Felidae
Gene: CTNNAL1
Product: catenin alpha like 1
Exons: 19
Coding region: 82-2268 (728 amino acids)
Biological process (GO): Rho protein signal transduction; cell adhesion
Molecular function (GO): actin filament binding; cadherin binding
Source: RefSeq, a predicted model, not a curated record